Striga asiatica is the source of this 546-nucleotide messenger RNA. Lineage: Eukaryota; Viridiplantae; Streptophyta; Magnoliopsida; Lamiales; Orobanchaceae. The record is from the annotation of a GenBank genome assembly.
UCAACACUUGUCGUUUUUGCAUAUAUCUUGUUUGUGCACUUUACCUUUGCUCUAAAGUCUCUUGAUUUUACAAUCACGGUUUUAAAACAGGGAAAAAUCAUGGGCAGAAAAGCCGGAACCUUGUUCAUCAACCCAAAGAAAUUCGGUAAUCUCCAAAAACCUUGCGCGAGAGAAAUGAUUUCGUUUCUUAAUUGCCUGGCUUUGAGUCAACAAGGCAACGACUCAAAAUGCAGCCGACAAAAAUCGCUACUGAGUACCUGCAUGGAUGCUCAGUCUAGCGGUAAAAGAAAGCCAUGGGGUAGCAUUAAUUAUCACCUGCAGAGGCUGAGCAGGGGAAGGAAGUAGGUUCGUUGCACGUAACAAUUUGGCCAUGACGAACGAAAAUUACUCGGUUUUUUUCUUUUUUCUUCUUUUUUGUGUUGAAAUUGUCCUGAUAUAGUGUGAUAUGUGUCUUUGAUGUGAUUUCAUGGCAUUUUAUUGAAUUACUCUAUUUCAUGGUCUGAAUGGAGGAAAAUACUUCUCAGAUGUUGUUCAUUUACUAACUGC